AUGCACAAAUUCUUCAAGAAUACUUGGCUUGACUUUGAAGUCAUCCGGAUCCUCGGGACCGCCUCAAAUGGGGGAGCUGAGCUCUGCGAAGUCCUCGAAGCCGUUGGUGAUAUACAGGAAGGAGACGCCGAAUCGUGGCACAAGGCAUGGAAAGCCCAGGCAGAAAGAGCGCAGGAUACUGCAGAGCGCUGUAUGGUCGCCGGACAACGGGACGCCGCAAAACGAGCCUAUUUGCGAGCAAGUCAAUACACGAGGGCGAGCGGAUACAUGUUUGUCGGAGAAAUCCCGUCCAAGCAAGACCCGAGAGUUUUACCUAUUGCAGAAAAGGUCGAAGGUCUAUUCAAGAAGGGCAUCACUUUAUUAGAAGGCCAGGUUGAAUUCUUGGAUAUCCCUUACCCUGGGGGGGUGGACCUGAAGGGAUAUUUAUAUCUACCACCGCCUUCGAAACGUCUUCAAGGAAAGACUCCAAUUUUGAUCAAUUGUGGAGGCGCAGACUCCAUUCAGGAAGAACUCUAUUUCUUGAAUCCAUCCGCAGCGCCUGAUCUGGGAUAUGCGUGUUUGACGUUCGAUGGUCCGGGGCAGGGAAUGGCGCUGAGAAAACAUGGACUCAAGCUUAGACCAGACUGGGAAUAUGUUACUCGUCACGUCCUCGAUUACCUGUCUUCAUUCGCGAGUAGCCAUCCGAAGCUUGAGUUGGAUCUCGACAGGAUAGCCGUUUCAGGGUCGGCACUUGGAGGCUACUUUGCUCUCCGUGUGGCUUCAGAUCCCAGAGUGAAAGCGUGUGUUGCGAUGGAUCCAUUGUAUGAUAUGUGGGAUUUUGGGACGCAGCACGUAUCACCCACAUUCAUAAAUGCAUGGAUGUCUGGAUGGAUCUCCAAUACAAUGGUCAAUCGGAUCAUCAAUAUCGGGAUGUAUUUUGACUUCCAGCUGAAGUGGGAAGUUUCGGUCUCGGGUGCAUUCUGGCAGUUGGACAACCCUAGUGAUAUUUUGCUAGAGAUGAAGAAAUUCACACUCAGAGGGCCUACUGGAAAGUCGUUUCUGGACAAGGUUACAUGUCCCAUCUUGAUUUCGGGAGCAGGGCAAAGUCUGUAUUUGGAUGUCGCCAGCCACACAAUGAAGGUCUGGAAGGGACUCAACCAUAUCAGGGAUCUAGAUAAGGAUAUCUGGAUAGGGAAUAAGCCGGCCGAUGGCGCGUUGCAGGCGAAGAUUGGGGCGUUCGGUUUGAGUAAUGAGUAUACGUUUCGGUUCUUAGACAAGAAAUUUGAAAUUGUACGGCCAAAGCUUAGAUAG
Messenger RNA from Hymenoscyphus albidus, 1290 nucleotides. The record is from the annotation of a GenBank genome assembly. Lineage: Eukaryota; Fungi; Ascomycota; Leotiomycetes; Helotiales; Helotiaceae.